GCGACUUCUUCGAGAUUUAUCAAACGGAUUUUUUCUGGCGUUUGCAGCGCAGUAUCACUGGGAGAGUGUGACGCGAUUACCGUUUACAAUCUUCUGGGAAACGAAGUGUUUGUCAUCAUCGAUCCGGUGAGGUGGCUCUAGCCACUGUAACUCUUGAAAAAGUCUCUAUCACCGCCAAAUAUCACCAUGGCGGGCAAUGAGGAUUGCGCGUCCGUGCUGGAACAAUUUAUUCACGAUGCCGCUAACUUACCGGCUGAGAUCAACCAUAUGCUGGAAGAAAUUCAAGCCAAAGACAAAGAUCUGCAGAAAUAUCUCUCCGUAAUCAACCAAAAGGACGUUAACAUCCAGAAACAUCUGAAAGUCAAUGGUGUCCUUGCACCUCAUCCCAAGGAGAAUGAAUACGCAGACUUGGUCAAAAAGAAUUACGAGUCAUCUGCCCAUCUUCAAGAUCAAAAAAUUCACUUGGCGGACAGAGCUUGCAACAUUCUUGAACGGCAAUUGAGGAGACUGGAUACGAAAAUCAAAGAGUUACAAAACGACGGUCAGCUUGUGGAUGGCCCACCUCUGCCGAGCGUCUUCAAUCGAAAAGCUGAACCACAAAAGUCUCUUAUCGAUAUUCCACCCAGCCUUCCUCUACAGAAUGCAUCGAUCAGUGCUCUCAAUGCGAAUGCACACCGCAUAAAUUCUCACAUAACUGCAACUAUGCAGCAAGCACAGUCGAGGCAAUUGCCGCAGAUAGCAACUACCAACGCACCUCCCCAAAGAAGCUCGGCGCCAGCUACGCCUGCUUCUGCCGUGCAACAGCAUCGACAACGAGAACGUGAACACUCGGUCGGCGCGGAUACAAAACGACGCAAGUUGAACGCCGGUGCCAAUCUUCCUGCUCAGCCAUCAGGCUUAAGACAGUCAUCACUUGGCCCGGGCACUCCUAAAGCCUCUACACCCACUGCGACAGGAACCAGUCGAUCAGGGAGUCUACCUCGAACUGCUGGACCUCAACAAGCUACAGGUCCACCCAAGAAAUCUGGCUUGUCCAAGAAAAUCAUGCCCCAUCAGCAAGUCAACAAACUCAAGCAGAAGGGAACUCCCAAAGGCAGGCUAUCUGUCGGGCGCAAGAAAGGGCAGUCUCCUUCCGUACGAGGUGGACGUGGCGGAACAGCUGCAUCCGAAGAAGAUUCGGUCUUGUCCUCGGCCGACGCUUCAGAGACCGACGCUUCUACCAGCAGAGGAAGACGCGGAAAUAAGAAGUCACUCCGAGAAGAAGUUGAAAUGCAUGAGGAUGAAGACAUGGACGACGACGAAGGCGAAGAUGACAAACGGUACUGCUUCUGCAAUCAACGAUCCUACGGAGAAAUGGUGGCCUGUGAAAACGACGACUGUCCCUUCCAGUGGUUCCACACAGGCUGCCUGAACAUGAAGAAAGUGCCGGAUGAAGAUGAGGAUUGGUAUUGUCCUACGUGCAGAGAGAAACCCGAAAUCAUCGAAAAGGUCAAAGCCAGGAAGAAGGCGGGCGGAAGGAAAUAGAGGACAAUGUUGCUGUGCCAGGUUUUGCAUCGCGCAGUUUCCUGUAUCAUCAUCAGACUAGUAUGGCUCGAGGUUACGGCCAGCACGCAGCGUUCGCGUUCUAAGGGAUGGCAGCAACACCCAACACAAAGACAGCCACGAAGCCAUGAAUACCUUAUGUAUUGAUAUCAGGAUAGAACUGAGAACGGGUCCGCACUGGUCGUGGACGAGGCCAAUGCGUUCGUCGAUCCCCUGCAACUGCAAUACAAUACAUAUGAUUACGAGCACGGAUCAUCGCAGGGUGUGUCCCCGUAAGAAGUACGGAAAGGUCGGAUAAUGGGUCCAAGGCACCUACUCAAGGAUACUGUAGGACAUCUCAAUUUAUCAUCAUUGUGUUGAUAGACAAUAUUCCACCAAAUGUGCAACACUGCCAACGAGGAUGGUGCGUGACUGGUGACAAAACCGAGAUUGAGGCGUGUUAAACAGCAACACAGAGAUAUUGAAUG
Messenger RNA from Exophiala oligosperma, 2009 nucleotides. RefSeq lists its product as uncharacterized. The record is from RefSeq and is a predicted model, not a curated record. Lineage: Eukaryota; Fungi; Ascomycota; Eurotiomycetes; Chaetothyriales; Herpotrichiellaceae. Gene Ontology annotation, biological process: regulation of DNA-templated transcription. The transcript has a single exon. The coding region runs from base 187 to 1524 and encodes 445 amino acids. Gene Ontology annotation, cellular component: nucleus; Rpd3L complex; Rpd3L-Expanded complex.